GGAGGUGUUGGUUACUGAAGCUGGGAGCGGGGUCGUACCCAGAAGGGCGGCCGGGCUAUGCUAGCUGGCCUGCUAGCGUCCGCGUCGCAGCCCCAGAACCGCAGUCUCCUCAGCCCGGUCCCGCGCUGCGGCCGGCGGCGCCCGGGGCGCGCCCCCUCCGAUGGCUGCGGAGAUCCAACCCAAGCCCCUGACCCGCAAGCCGAUCCUGCUGCAGCGGGUCGAGGGGUCGCAGGAGGUGGUGAAUAUGGCGGUGAUCGUGCCCAAAGAGGAGGGCGUCAUCAGCGUGUCGGAGGACAGGACAGUUCGUGUUUGGUUAAAGAGAGACAGUGGACAGUACUGGCCAAGUAUAUACCAUGCAAUGCCUUCUCCAUGUUCAUGCAUGUCUUUUAACCCGGAAACAAGAAGACUGUCCAUAGGUCUAGACAAUGGUACAAUCUCAGAAUUUAUUUUAUCUGAAGAUUAUAACAAGAUGACUCCUGUGAAAAACUAUCAAGCACAUCAGAGCAGAGUGACAAUGAUCCUGUUUGUUCUGGAGUUGGAGUGGGUGCUAAGCACGGGACAGGACAAGCAGUUUGCCUGGCACUGCUCUGAGAGUGGGCAGCGCCUGGGAGUUUACCGCACCAACGCUGUGGCCUCAGGCCUGCAAUUUGAUGUUGAAACUCGGCAUGUGUUUAUCGGUGAUCAUUCGGGCCAAGUAACCAUUCUUAAACUGGAGCAAGAAAACUGCACGCUGGUCACAACGUUCAGAGGACACACAGGAGGGGUGACAGCACUCUGUUGGGACCCAGUCCAGCGGAUACUGUUCUCAGGCAGCUCUGAUCACUCUGUCAUCAUGUGGGACAUCGGUGGGAGAAAAGGAACAGCCAUCGAGCUCCAAGGGCACAAUGACAAAAUCCAAGCUCUCUCCUAUGCGCAGCACACAAGGCAGCUCAUCUCAUGUGGUGGUGAUGGUGGCAUUGUCGUCUGGAACAUGGAUGUUGAGAGGCAAGAGACUCCUGAGUGGUUGGACAGUGAUUCCUGCCAAAAAUGUGAUCAGCCUUUCUUCUGGAACUUCAAGCAAAUGUGGGACAAUAAGAAAAUUGGCCUAAGACAGCACCACUGCCGGAAGUGUGGGAAGGCUGUCUGUGGCAAGUGCAGCUCCAAGCGCUCCUCCAUCCCAUUGAUGGGCUUCGAGUUUGAAGUGAGGGUCUGUGACAGCUGCCACGAGGCCAUUACAGAUGAGGAGCGUGUGCCCACAGCCACCUUCCAUGACAGUAAACAUAACAUUGUACACGUGCAUUUUGAUGCAACCAGGGGAUGGUUGCUGACUUCUGGAACUGAUAAAGUGAUUAAGUUGUGGGAUAUGACCCCAGUGGUGUCAUGAUGACACUCCCAGGAACCAGAAAGAUAGUUUUCACUGAAGAAAUGCUUGAUUGAAUUGCAAAUCAUUACUGGAGAAGUAAAGCAGAUGUGUGAGCAGGAAGAGAAACUGAAGACAGGAUGAACUGGCAUCUUCCCUACACAGUCAGUGGUGAACUAGUGAAAGAACAACGGUCCCAGGGACUCUUCAACUUGUUCAUACAACAGAAAAAGAAGAUAUUUUUUUAUCAAAUGGUUUAUACAGUCUGGCUGUGCUACAUUGUUUUGAGUACACUGAAAAAAAAUCUAUAUGGGAUGUUUAAUUUUCUAUUUUUCAACUUUCCAUUGCACUCAUUACUUCCUAUGUCAGAAAAAUGAGAGAAAUAUCUAUUUGGGGUGUUUUGGUCAUUAUAAAGUGGUUUCCACGUUUUCUUCGCCCCAGCAUGUCUCAGGCAGGGUCUUUUUCUUCUCUCAUGACUUCACCUGCCUAACCUCUGCCUCUUACCAGAGUGAUGUAAUUACACUGUUUGUUCCAGUGUUUCUGCUUUGAUGGCCUCAGUGGAUAGAGUUGGAAACCGUGUGUGUGUGUGUGUGUGUGUGUGUGUGUGUGUGUGUGUGUGUGUUUACCAGCUGACCUCUUGAAUCACCUACAGAACAAUCCGAGUGUAUUGUCUCAUGUAUUCACGUUCUUCCUGAGCAGAAAUGAUCUGUUUCCGCCUCAGUUUUCUCUGCCUUCCCAUGUUAGAGAACCCUGUAAGAAGCUGCUCCACCAGCCUAGGCACGGCAGAGUGACUCGGAGCUUCAGCCAUCAGUGCCUGCAUCUUUAAGAAUUCUGUCAGGGUCUCUUGAACCUGUUAUGUUUUGGUAUUUGGGUUUUGGUUUUUGUUUGUUUUUUGUUUGUUUUUGCAUAGCGCUUCCUUACUCUUAACAAGAAAAACAAAAAUGUCCAUGCUCCAAAAGAAAGUGUCUUCAAGGUGUUUUUUUCUGUGUGGUAUUAUCUCUGAACUUGAAUGUUUAUUACUCUAAGAUUAUAAUCCGGUCUGUCCACCAUCCAUAUUUAGUUCCUUUUUAGAAACCAGAUAUUUAAACAUCUUUAUCUUAAUGUGUACUUUCAUAUUAAGCCAACCUGUGAUCUGAGACACAGAGGUACCGAAACCCUGAGGCUCAUGCUGCAUUCCUGUUGGGAACAUGAAAAAUGACUUUAGAAAGUGAACCUAAAGAAUUCUUACCUCUGAGGAAACCAAAUCAAGCUUGAGAAAAUGAAUUAAGUCAUUUCAGGAUAUCAAAGACCUUUCUAAAACGUCUUAUUUUCACCCAUCAAAAUAGAAUUAAAAUUGGUGGCAAGCAGGUACUGGGAACUGCCCCACUCUAAGCCCUUCAUACAUAUUCUGCCUCAUUCGAUCCUUUCCUGUCAGGAAUGUCAGUGGAGGUCACUAGACACCUCGAGGGUCACCAGGUCAGAUAAAGUCUUAGAGGUAACGCGGGACAGUUGCUUGCCCUACCUUUUCUGUGUCACACCUGUACAGUAUAUUAGUCACUUCUCAUUUAACAGAUUUUUUCAUGGCGGAUGGUAAUUAAAUGAAAUUGCAAUCCCCCAUCCCCAUGAUCAUCUGUUGCUGUUCUUACUGGGAGGUACUACUAACUGUACUUGGAUACCACCCUUAACACUGACCUGACCGACAGUGCUUCCCAGGAUGGGGCUUCCUGAAACUGUUCUUCUGGCUAGCACUGGGAAGCACACCAGCCAGUGUGUGUACUCCAAAUAACCAUGCCCCUGACAGCCCUUACCUGACAGCAGAACUCUGGGGAUGUGCUGAAGCACAUGGGUGCUCACACACGGUUAUCACCACUGUUGCUUAACUGUCCUUUCCAGGGAACGCCUGCCACAUUCAGUCAAAACUGUUAUAACUGCUCUGAGUCAUUUCUGCAUGAUUGCUCUGUUAUGGAGCUUUGAAAAGGGAAUUUGAGCUAAAAUAUUUAAGUGUCUGUCUUGUAGUUUAUUGCUAGACUCUGUAGCCAUUUACCAAAGUUGUAAUAAUGUGUGUUGGAAAUGAGUAACAGGAAUGAGUCUCCCUGAGCUUUCCUCUCCGAACUUCGGAGCAUGACUGUACAUGGGGUUAGGGAAGCAGAGACCCAGGUGCCAGCAAGCCUGGUAGGUAUAUAUAGAUGAAUUCAGACUCCAUUGGGAAACUGAUUACCUGCAUUAGAUCACAUGUAACACUGUGUUGCUGUGUUGGGUGGUCCUGUGCCUCACUCUAGUCACCUCCCAGCCUUGCUUCAGCCCCUUCUGUAGAGCCCUUCAGAGGUUGAAACUUCACUGGUGAUGAGAAUCGUGGUUGAAAACCACACACACCAAGGUACCCACUGCUCUGCCCUUUCCUCUCUCCUUACUUGUGUGGUUGCUGAAUUUGUUGAAAAGAGUUUAUCAGACCAACUGUGUAUGUUAGUAAUACUGUGAAUCCUUGCAUUUGCAUGAAGUGUCUGCUAUUUUUUUUUAACCCAUAAAUACAUGCUGGUGCUCAGUGUCUUCCAAGCAUUGUAUGGAAAGGGAGGCUCCAUCAGGCACGAAAGCUCACACCCCGAAGCUUGGUUUGUCUCUUCUCUAGGUGAAAAUCACAGGUCUUAUGUCAUCCUUAUGGAUUUGCACUUUACUUAUUUUUGUUCUACUACAGAAAAAUAGCUCUGGCAAAUGGUACUCAAUGUAGCUGUGUUGGAAAGUAGAAUACAUAUGUCAUGCAGAAUUAUUUCCUAUUUGGUAUAAGAAAACUAUCUUGUAUUCUUCAUCCCUCCAAAGGAAUGAUAUUACCAGAGAUGCCUGGGUGUGUCUCCACAGUAGUAAAAAAUGGCUUCAGAAAGGAGUGCUUGGAACCUUGUGUCAUUUUAUGAGGCCAGUCAACCAUAAUGUGUUUCUCAUUUGAUUGUUUGAAUUAUUCAUGGAAUCAUAAAAUUACAAAACUGGAAGGGAUCUUGAGAUCUAGAAUGUUCCAGGAAGAAAACACAUUAGUCAUACCAGGCAGUUAGAUAGAGCUGCGUAUAAACAAGAGAAUCUCAAAGCAUAUUCAAGGAGCAGUUGUUUAUGAAUAUCACCUAGUAACCGCACAAGUAGGCAGACAGAGCCGCUCCCUUGCCUUGGGACAGGGAGUCUCUGGAACCAGGUUUGAUCUUAUUUUGAGCAAGUUUGACAUGACUCUUGGCCCUGUCUCUGGUUAUGAGUGGUACAGUUGUGACAGCUCAUCCAUACAUAGACUCCUUCCCAUACUAUGUCCUACUGACCACCCCAGUGAUGGAGUUGGCGUUCAUGUGCAGGGUGUCCUACAGAAGCCUACCCUGUUGGCUCCGGCUGCUCCCCUGAGUCCCGACUGAGACGUGUCCUUGUCAGACAGCACCUUUCAUAGCCUCAGAUGCACAUUUCAAAAGUAGAAUAUAUUUUUACUCAACAUCUUUAAAAAGCUUGAAUUUGGGCUUUUAAGUAAAAGAAUAGCUCUAAACUAUAUCACAGUUAGUAUCCAUAAAUAUUCAUUGAGAUUAAAUGAGCUUCUUUGGUUUUUGUCUUUUCAUGGCAGUUCAAUUAUAUAAAAGUGAGCUUUUUCACUAAGAUUUAUAUUUUAAAGUGAAAGAAAAGCAUUUUGCCAAAAUGCUCUUGUUUUUCUUUCCUACAAAAUUAUGUAAGGUUAAAUUUUUCCUGACAUGAAAGUGGAUACUAGCACCUUGAUAAAAAGAUACUGAAUUGAUUGUUAUCUACAUGAUCCUUAGGCUCUAGUCAAACUGUUCCUUAUUUGUUUCUAUUUUUGUUUUUGAGACCCAGACUCGCUCAUUAUGUAACCCAAGCUGGGGUGAAACUGGUAACCCUCCUGUCUCCGCUCCCUUAGUGCUGAGAUUAUAGGCAUGUACCACCAUGUGGGCUCAGCUUCACACGACUCUUGUUGAGCACCCAUCAUAUGCCAGGCUUUGAACUGGGCCCCAGGUCCCAGGCCCUUCUCUAACCCCACAGUCUACACACAUAAGAAGAUGGAUCAUUUUAGCAUGUGUGAUUAGCAUGAUAGAAGUGUGUUUGCCCCCCCCCCCGCAAAUCUUCCUAGGGUGCCCCUCCCUAACCCAGCUAGUAGGGCAGAAAAGAUUCGACCAGGGAGAGGACUUCCAAACUGAGUGGCCACAGAUGAGGAGGGAAUUAAGUAGGAAAAUAAAGGGAAAUGUAGGCAAAAACAGCACAUAUAAGCUUACAGUCUGGAAUCUGCCUGGGGUACACAGGGACUUCAAGGGGGUAGGCACUGCCAGGAAACAUCAAGUGGCUCAGCUAUGGAUCUGCAGCCUGAGCCCUUGUGGUUAUCAGAUGAUGACGACCGUGUCAUCCCCCUGAAAGGGUAUACUAUGCAGUUCCCUGGGACACUUACUGAGAGGCUCACCCUGUAAUCAGUGCCAGUGUUCCAAUUUUGGAUAUUUCUGGGUGUUCUACAUUUGGUUAGAGGCUGUGAGGUGGACCUAGAGGACAGGAUAGGCACUGCUUUUAGAUGUCUGCUGUCUUCCCUGUCCUCCUUGGCCUUGGGACACUCUGCAAAGUAAUGAAUCAUUCCAGUACAAGGUAGUAAACAUGGUAGGUCCUUGUUGUGGGUCAGUUGCAUUGGGAAAGCUUUCCCAAUGCAGUUAGAUUUUAAAAAGGCUCUGGGCAUCCACUCUUUGAGAGAUGUGGCUCUACAGAGCAUGAGCACCAGUUGCCGGGGCUUACCAGUACUAUUUUUUUGCUAUUAAAUGAUUUGCCCUUUUUUCAAGACACAAGCUGUAACUGGCUUCAGGAAUGUAAACUGUAGCUCAACCAAGGACCACAUAUCAACCAGGGCUUUGGGUUUGCAUUUUUACCUUUUAACAUUGCCUUCCCACCAAGAGGCCUCUAGUCUAACCCAGGCAGCAGUGUCUGCCCAUAGAACUGUCCUGUGCUGGAGUGGGCUCCCCACUCCCGUGCCAGGGAAAAUUUAAGUACAGAGCUUGUUGUCGAAGAUAUUGAAAAGGGGAUUCGAGCUUUGAAUGAGGCAUGAAUUCUAUAGCCCUAAGGUCUCUUCUAAGCUUGUGACUCUAUGAUCCCAUGAAUGCUGUGUUACUGGACUAAUCCUGACCAUCACCAGUCACAGAGCUGACUCCACACAGAUGAGAACACACUGCCAUGCUUUUUGUUGUUGUUUCUGCCAUGUGAAGUGAAUUGUUUUCUGAGUUUCCCUGUCUAGAGCCUAGUAGCUGUGGUUUUAGAGAUGGUAAAGGUGGACAUUAAUCAUUAGUAUCAUCUCAUUCAAAAGCUAUCUUAGUGUUCACCUCUAGGACUUGAGGGUAUCUGACUUUGUUGAAAGAAAGAGUUUGAGAAUUACAGAUUGAUUCCAAGGUUAUGUUUUUAAUCUGACGUCAAUGUUUUGGUUUUCUUUAUCUUGGUUCUCUGGGAUGCAUGAAAGUGUGAAUUAUAACUCAAAAGUAGGGGUAAGAUCACUACAAGUGGUUUGAAAAGAAUUCAUUGCUUCUGUAUACAUUUUAUCAUUUAAAUGAAUGACAGCCUGUUGGCAAUAACAUUGCCAGUGUGAAGUACGGACCAAACACUUGCAUCACUGUUACUAUUGUCUGUCUCUAUUUGUGUCUCAUGCCAUUCCCUUGCUUUUUAAAUGGCUUUGUUGUUCAAGGUACUGUCAUUUCAGAGGGGGAAAAUGGUCUUACAUAACAAGUACAAAAACUUUUAUUAACUGGACAGCAGGGAAGGUGGCCCACACCCAUGCCUGCCCAACUCUAUCAAACCAUGGACACAGGCUCUUCCUUCUGCACAGCAGCCACCUGAGGCCUACAUCUGGAUGUGGCUGCCAUGGGUCUGUUACAUUAUGAGUAUCUUUUUCCAGAGAAAUCUGGAAUGAAGAGAUUUGUCAAGGGCUUAGCUGAACUUGACAUAAGCAUGAAGCUGGAACAGAUCUCUCCAGGGUGGUUCUAGUCAAACCCCUCUGGUGAGUAUCAUGCUGUGUGCUACUCACUGCAGUCCACCAACCAGACCCACCAAUCUAUUGACCUCCUGAAUGUGAUGAGAAGGUUCUAUGAUGUUAACACGUCUAUAUCCCACUCUCCGUCCAAACACUGCUCAACAUUGUGAAUGUUUUACUCUGCCUGUUUCCCACUGUGCUGCCCUCCCAACCUCUGAUGUAUGUGUAGCUAUUUCCAAUGUAAAGCCUCAGUGCUGUUGCCUCCUUGGCUUAAAAUAAAUGUCUGCACACCUGCCUA
Molecule: messenger RNA, 7578 nt
Organism: Nannospalax galili (Upper Galilee mountains blind mole rat)
Lineage: Eukaryota; Metazoa; Chordata; Mammalia; Rodentia; Spalacidae
Gene: Wdfy2
Product: WD repeat and FYVE domain containing 2
Exons: 12
Coding region: 161-1363 (400 amino acids)
Molecular function (GO): metal ion binding; protein binding
Source: RefSeq, a predicted model, not a curated record